Messenger RNA from Durusdinium trenchii, 1954 nucleotides. Lineage: Eukaryota; Dinophyceae; Suessiales; Symbiodiniaceae. The record is from the annotation of a GenBank genome assembly.
UAAUUUUAGCAUCACCAGAGUGCAUUCAGCGAGCAUGGCAUGGCAUGGUGCUUGGCAUGGCAUGGCUGUGGAUCCUAGCCAUAGGUGCAGGAACAUUCAGCGGUACUUCCGCGGCGUUCGAGGAGUUCUUCUCCGCCGAGCGCUGUGGCCAAUUGAGCUUCGAUCAGAACAGUUUGCCACCCAGUGGCUCUUCCUUGACCGUCCCAGGUGCUGCUCAAGGAUGCUCGCUGUCCUGCUUUACCUGAGCGGCUGUAAGAUGAUGCAAGUGUGCGAAUGGCGGGAGCUCAUCUACGAACCUUUCAUUCACUGGAGCAGGCAUGGCGGCCACAUCCACCGCACCACUCGGGACAUGGCCCUCCUGUUGCGCAACGCCCUCAUGCGCGGCCGGGGGCAGAUCGAAGGAGAUGCGGGCUGCUUCUGCGUGUUCCUCUUCGCUGUUUUGGUGAGGGCCAGCUCAGACAUUGCCUUCGUCGGAAAGACCUUGGGGUCGUCUUAUGACGUUCAGUAUGCUGCUGCCCAUGAUGUUAUGGCCUACUUCUCGCACAUGAUCGCAAGGACCGCUGCCAACCCCCUCAGCUCCUCUUGGCCUCUCCAACACGCCUGGCUUCGGACACUGGAGACCUUCCGUGCCGUGGCAGCCGCGCAGCCGUCCGAGCAUGGCAUCGCCGCUCGCUGCGAGUGUCAGGAGCCCGAGGGCUUUUUGACGCCAGUGCUGAAGUUGCUGGAAAGCAUGGAGCCCUCCAAUUGGGCGGUGGCUGAUUGGACCAGCUUCCUCGACUUGGACGAUGUCCGGCUUCCACCGCUAAUGCAGAAGAGUUGCGCCCACGAGACAACGUGUUCCGACGUGCAAGUGAUAACGCACUUGCUGUGCGCAGAGCAUUUCCUGCUCACGGGCGAUGCUGCGAAAGCCCUUCACAAGCGCAGCAGGGCUGCUGCGGUGGCACUCUUUGCGCCCCAUUGCCACCGAGCGCUGCGAGCCAUCGGCUCGGUGGAAGAUAUCGUCUACAACGCUGCGUUGGGCAUCACCGAGGCCAACAAUAAGAUGACCUCGGCUUAUCUCCAUCGAGCCCUCGUUUGGAGGCCUAUGCCCGCGCGCUUUGUUGUACAGCCACGGCUGGUUCCCACUCACUUCGAUGCACCGAGCGCGGGCGGCUCGGGCGGCGGACCAGCGCGCUUGGCCUUGUUCGCGACGCUCGUGAACACACAGGACCACUACAAGGAGCAAAACUUUGUGCUGGAUGCCAUGCGUUUGAAGUGCUCUGCCGAUCGCCUCGGAAGGCAACUGCCCUUCCAUUUGAUUUAUGGUGGUGGCUUGAUGGAGUCCGAGUUGAGUCUGCUGAUGCGAUUUGGAUUCAUCAUUGAGGACUACUCCAAAGAGGUUGACUUCAUCAAGAGCAAAUGUUGCAAGCAGUGUGAUGGACGCCGCGAUGGCUGGGCCACGGUCUUCAAGUUGUUUGCUUGGAAGGCCUUGGCCUAUGAUUUGGUGCUGCAUGUGGAUUUGGAUGUUUGCUUCGCCGGCCGCUCGCCGGCGGCUGCCAUGGAGGAAUUGAAGGAAGCGAACGUGAGCUUCCUCAGUGACCCGAACCCCUCAGGCCCUGGCUGGCAUUCGCAUAUUUUUGCCUUGAAGCCUUCCCUGGAGAAGUUCAAGGAGAUCGUGGACUUCACCAUGGGGCAUCCGCGCUUCUACUGCUCCGAGCAAGAUCGCCUGCACGACAUGUUUGACGUGAGCUUCGCUCGUGCUGGAGGGAUGAGCCAGGCUGUUCCACAUCAGCCGAUUUGCGAGGACUUCCCCAUCAAUCCGUACUGUCUGGAAGGAACGCCAGAGAGACACCAGGAGCUCAGUUGGUGGGAUUGUGAUCGCUUCUGGCAGCACUGUGUGGACAUCCCCACAGCUUUGGUCUCAAAUGUGGGCAGCUUCUGAAAAAGAGCCGGGGAGGGUGCCAGACCGGCAGUG